AUGUCGGACGACGAAGAGCGGUACACCUCGGAGGUGGGGUCUGACGACGAAAUCGAGGUCCAGCGCCCCAAGAAGCGUGCGCGCAUUGCUGACCCGGACGAGGAGAGCGAGGAUGAAAUGGAGCCUGUCCCCAUGCACCAGCACCAAGGAGGAGGAGACGAUGAGGGUGGCGAUGAUGACGAUGAUGACGAGGAGGACGAGGAUGACGAGGACGAUGAAGAGGACGAGGAUGACGAGGAGGCGGCCCCACGCAAGAAGCAUCGCACACACCGCAAGCCAGCCAACCGCUUCCUCGAUGUCGAGGCCGUUGUCGACGACGACGAAGAGGAGGAAGACGAGGAUGACGACUACGGAGAUGUCCGCGAGUUCAUCGAGGAGUCUGAGAUCGGAGCCACCGACGACAUCCACCACCGCACGCUGAACCGCAACCUCCACCGCCAGGAGGACGAUAAUGUUGAAGAGAUGGUUGCCGCGCUCAAGGAACGCCACCGCCGCCAGGCUCGGUACAACGCAGACAGCGACCAGGUGCCGCAGCGCCUCCUUAUGCCUGGCGUCAACGACCCAAGCCUCUGGCAGAUCCGCGUCAAGCCCGGACGCGAGCGCAACAUCACGGUAUCCAUCUUCCGCAAGGUGUUCGAGGCCAAGCAGAAGGGCGGCGACAUUGACGUGUCCUCGGCGUUCUACCGUGACUCCCUCCCCGGUCUCAUGUUUCUCGAGGCGCGCACCUCGUCGGCUGUGCACGACGCCGUCAACGGCAUCGUGGGCGUGUACCUUUCGCGUGGUAUCCAGCUUAUCCCAAUCGAGGAGAUGGCGCCGCUUCUUCGAAUCAAGAAGAAGGAGAUCAACCUCCAGCCCGGCAUGUGGGUCCGCCUGAAGCGCAGCAAGUACACUGGCGAUCUCGCCCAGGUUAUUGAUGUCGACCAGAUCACGAGUGGCGUCGUCGGCGUCAAGUUUAUUCCCCGUAUCGACCUUACGCCUAGGGAAGGCCGCGACCGCAACGCCAAGGGCCUCGGUGGCACGCUGCGUCCACCUCAGCGCCUCUUCAACUACGACGACGUGAAGCGCGUUUACGGCCGUGGUAACGUCCGAUCGAGUGGUGGCUCUUAUGGUUUCGAUGGAGAGGAGUACAUUGACGGCUUCUGCGUCAAAGACAUCAAGAUCGACUUCCUCGCCACGGAGGGAGUGCAACCAACGCUCGAGGAGGUGUCCAAGUUUGCAGGGGACGAUUCGGGCACGGGUAAGCUCGACCUCUCCACCAUUGCCGACGCAAAUCGCAACGUCUCUGCGGGUGUCCUCUCCCCUGGCGACCAGGUUGAGGUGUACGAGGGCGAACUGGCUGGAAUGUACGGUACUGUCGAGACCAUUUCCGGCGACACCAUUUCGAUCCGUGCUAUCGGUGGUGCCAUCCACGACCAGGUCGUCGAGGUGCCCGCGUCCAGUGUGCGCAAAAAGUUCGACGUUGGUGAGCAUGUCAGGAUCAUGGCUGGCAAGAACGCGGACGUCGCGGGUAUGAUUGUCGACGUGAAGGGUGACGUCGUUACCAUCCUUUCCAACCAGAACCGCGAGGAGAUCCGCGCGUUCUCGAAGGACGUGCGCAAAGCGGCGGAUGUUAGUUCGACGGCGACUGCGACGCUCAGCCGCUUUGAGGUACACGACCUUGUUAUGCUGGACUCAACAACUGCAGCCGUUGUGACCAAGAUUGAGGGCAAGAACCUCCGUAUUGUCGACCAGAACGGCCUCGGCCGCCUCGUGGGCACCAACGAGGUGACGUUGCGUCGCGACAACGCCCGCUUUGCCGUCGCGACAGACUCGACUGGCAACGAAAUGAAGGUCGGCGACGCAAUGAAGGAGGUCGACGGUGAGAACCGCCGCGGUGAGGUCAUCAACAUCUCGCGCUCCCUCUUCGUCUUCCUCCACAACCGCGAGUACGCAGAGAACAACGGUGUCUUUGUCGCGCGUUCGACAGCGCUCGUUUCCGUGACGCCCAAGUCGGUCUCGGCCGACUUGACGAAGAUGAACCCUGCGCUCAAUGCUCAGCUUCCUCUUGGCGGUGCGAGUCUCAUGCCUCCACCGCCCAGCGUUGGUAACCGCAAGAUCAUCAACACGCCAGUCGUCGUCACACGUGGGUCCUCUAAAGGUCUGCUGGGCACGAUCAAGGACGUGGUCGGGGCGGACAAGGCGCGUGUCGAGUUGCAGACAAGCAACAAGAUCAUCACAGUGUCGACAGCGUGGCUCAAGCGGAAGGACCCGAGGUCGGGAGUCACCUACCCGCUAGAGUCUGGUGGUGGCGGUGGCGGCGGCGGCGGCUACGGCGGCGGUGGUGGUGGUGGUGGUGGUUACGAUGUUGGACCGUACGGCGCAAUGAACGGCGGUCGCACUCCCGCACCAGGCGGGCAGUUUGGGCGGACGCCGAAUCCCUACGCAAUGGGCAUGGGCAAGACCCCCAACCCGUAUGCUGCGGGUGGUAAGACUCCUGGCGGUGCGUGGGGCGCUGGUGGCAAGACGCCGGCGCCUGGGUUCGGCGGCGCGGGCGGGAAGACUCCUAGUUGGGCUGGUAGCGGCGGCAAAACCCCUGGCUGGUCCGGCGCAGGUGCUGGUGGCCGCACACCUGCUCCUGGGUACGGCGCUGCUGGCGGUCGCACUCCUGCGCCUGGGUACGGCGCUGCUGGCGGUCGCACACCUGCGCCUGGGUAUGGCGGAGGUGGGAAGACGCCCAACCCAUACAGUUCGGCACCCACACCUGGUGUCUACCACGACGCAGGCCCGGCCAAGCCCGUGUCUGCUCCUACUCCCUGGUCUGGACCCUCUUCGUACUCAGCACCCACCCCAGGCGCCGCUCUCUCCGCUCCCACACCUGCCCCUGCGUUCAGCGCGCCCACGCCGUACUCUGCCCCAACGCCCGGUGCCGGGUUAUCGGCUCCCACACCUGGCGCGGCGCUCUCAGCCCCGACUCCAGGAUACGGCCUGUCUGCACCAACACCAGGCGGCAUGGGCGGCCCGACACCCUUCGGUGCGCCCACUCCUUACGUGAGCGGCGGCGGUGCGAUGCCCGAAAUGGACCAAGGCAGGGGUUGGGACUGGGCCCUCGACUUCCGCAACGUCCUGGUACGUGUCGGUCCUUCCCAGCACGCCGACACACGCAACCCUCGUCACUUCCAGCGUGGCGCGUACGACGACGCGAUUCUGGGCAUCGACGACGCUGUGGGCAACAACUUGCGCUGCUACGUUGUGAGUGGCGCCGAGGAGAGCGAGCCGGUCGAGAUUGCUCCCGAGUACCUGAUCCCCGUCCGGCCGGACGGGUCGGGGCAGACUGUCAUUGCGAUUGCGGGUGACCACCGCGGGACCCAGCGACGCACGCAGUACAAGAACGACGAUGUCUGGCUUCUCGACCAGGAUGCGAGUGACGUCGUGCCGCUCCUCAUUGAGGAGGUGGACUUGGCGCGUAUCUGGCGGGAAUACGAGUAG
Messenger RNA from Cutaneotrichosporon cavernicola, 3465 nucleotides. RefSeq lists its product as uncharacterized. The record is from RefSeq and is a predicted model, not a curated record. Gene Ontology annotation, biological process: regulation of DNA-templated transcription elongation; regulation of transcription by RNA polymerase II; transcription elongation by RNA polymerase II. Bases 1 to 3465 code for a protein of 1154 amino acids. Gene Ontology annotation, cellular component: DSIF complex. The transcript is spliced from 5 exons. NCBI's taxonomy places the organism in Eukaryota, Fungi, Basidiomycota, Tremellomycetes, Trichosporonales, Trichosporonaceae. Gene Ontology annotation, molecular function: protein binding; mRNA binding.